AUGGCCGUGCUGCUUGCGUAUUACUUUCACAACGUCUGUGCCAUCAAUUCUUGCUUUGAUUCCUUCGCCAAUCCGCUGCGCACCGAGGUCGCCGCUCUCCUCACCACGUCGCGCCUGAUCGAAUUCUGCAUUUUGAGCAUGUCGGCCGCCCAUCUGAGCAACUCUCAUCCACACUGGUCACUGGAAGGGCUGGGAUAUCUCACCGCGACGGUGACCGAGCUGUCAAAGGCGAUGAGCGGCGUCAUAACCACCGUGCGCCCUUUGUCAACCACCGCCACGGAUCAAGACCUGGGUACUGUCCUACUAGGAGUUAUCAUGCUGGGCAUGACCACCUCCUGGCACGCUUCAUCAGGUCUAGGCCUCGAACACAUUUCCGGAUCACGCGCCCUGUUUCGGACAUGGAUCGCGCAAGGGUUCAAAUCUGCCACCCUCGAGUGGCCGCGUUUGCAUUUCUACCUGGGGCUUCAGGCUUACUGGGAGGCAAUGGCUUCUUUCUUGAUCGACCAGGACAUCCACCAGCUGGACUAUCUGUAUAUUUCCUUCGCGAUCGAUCGGAUGAAGGCCGUAACUGUUCAUCCCUGGACGGGAAUCAGUGCGGUUCCAUGGUUGUACUUGGCCCAAGCCGGGUGUGUGAUUCGGUCCAAACGAAAGCGAGACUGUGGCGAGCUCUCAAGCACCAAGGCCGUCACUUCCCAUCGGCCCCUGGCAGAAGUCUCUCAUGUCGCGCAUGGUCCUGCGAAGGAGCUUUUGCACUACCGGCCCCCAAGCGACGCACAGAUUGAGGAUACAUUCGACGAGCAGACCUCAAAGUCACAACUCCAAGAUCUCGCACGGUGUUGCCAGCUUGCAGCACUGAUGGAGUUUAUUCGCUCGUGCGACUCCCUUGAGGAACAGCAAGCAAUGUCCAAGUUGAUCGCCGAUAACAUGGGAACUUCGUCGCUUUCCGUGGACGUACGACCAGACGCAACAUGCACAGAACUCCUGCGUGACUUGUCGGUGCAAAUACUACGACUGAUAUCGGGCAUUCCAACCAACUCGGGUGCCCGAUGUCUGUAUCAUCUCCCUUUAUUGAUCGCUGGAAGUGUGCUUUUGCCGUCUAUCAUGGGCGUCUCGUCGCCCACAGAGGGCGGCGAUGUCACGAGCGACUGUACUAUUUCCUACUGGCGGCGAUUCGUCAUGGAGAGGGUCGUGCACCUCGAGCAAUCCGUCAACCUGGAAGCCCAUCGGAGGAUCAGAUUUCUUUUGACGGAAGUUUGGGCGCGAGGCGACGCUGUGCCUGUGCAGCAAUACCAGCCGCUGACCCCAAGAAGUCUGCAUUGGGUGGACGUGAUGGAGGAUGCGAACCUGCGAGAUUGUCCGCAUCAACGCAGGAAUGCCGACGUGGACUAUAUCCUGCAAGUCCUCGACCGCGACGGGGGCAUCAUCAUCGAAAAUUUCAUCGACCCGGGAGCGGCGGCCCAAAUCCGAGCGGACCUCAAGCCCUACUUCGACUCCGACGGCGGCGAUGUCUCUGGGUUCUUCCCCCAAACCACGCGCCGAGCCAUCGGGCUGCUGGGGAUUUCCGACGCAUGCGUCGAUCUGGCUCUGAAUCCCAUCCUCACCGAGGUUGCUUCCCGCCUGUUGACGUCCACGUAUGAAUACUGGGUCGGGCAAGAACGGCACACGGCCGUGUCCAAGCCGCAGAUUUCCAGCACGGUGGGGUUCCAGGUCAACCCGGGCGGCCAGCAGCAGGGCCUCCAUCGCGACGAGAUCGACUACCACACCGCCCCGGGCGCGACACCGAUGAUGCUCGGCGCCGUCACGGCGGUGGUCAAGACGACCAAGGCCAACGGCGCGACCAUUGCGAUCCCCGGAUCGCACAAGUGGGGGGACGAGCGCGCGCCGUUCGACCACGAAGCCGUCCCGGCCGAGCUCAAUCCGGGCGACACGUUCCUGUUUCUGGGAGGCACGUACCAUGCUGGCGGCGCCAACUCGACGACGGACGAAGCGCGCGAGACGGUGGGCAUCUUUCUGUGCAAGGGCAUGUAUCGGCAGGUGGAGAACCAGUAUUUCAUGGUCCCGCCGGAAAAGGCCAACCGGCUGUCGCCCAGGGCGCAGCGGCUGCUGGGAUAUGCGAUCAGCCCGCCGUUCUGCGGGUUCGUCAAUUACAAGGAUCCCAUGGAGGCGAUAUUUGGCGUGAAUGACGCGGAAACGGUCAAGAUAUGA
Messenger RNA from Cladophialophora yegresii CBS 114405, 2205 nucleotides. RefSeq lists its product as uncharacterized. Bases 1 to 2205 code for a protein of 734 amino acids. Gene Ontology annotation, biological process: positive regulation of transcription by RNA polymerase II. Gene Ontology annotation, cellular component: nucleus. The transcript has 3 exons. The record is from RefSeq and is a predicted model, not a curated record. Gene Ontology annotation, molecular function: transcription cis-regulatory region binding; DNA-binding transcription factor activity. NCBI's taxonomy places the organism in Eukaryota, Fungi, Ascomycota, Eurotiomycetes, Chaetothyriales, Herpotrichiellaceae.